Molecule: messenger RNA, 2257 nt
Organism: Urocitellus parryii (Arctic ground squirrel)
Lineage: Eukaryota; Metazoa; Chordata; Mammalia; Rodentia; Sciuridae
Product: gamma-aminobutyric acid type A receptor subunit rho1
Biological process (GO): monoatomic ion transmembrane transport
Cellular component (GO): membrane
Molecular function (GO): extracellular ligand-gated monoatomic ion channel activity; GABA-A receptor activity
Source: RefSeq, a predicted model, not a curated record
UAGUAAUGGCUGGAAGCUUAAAAUAGAUCUGGGGAGGAGCUAUUAACAUGGCAUAUGAAGCAGUYCAGCACCUCUGGACUUUUUCAUUUUGGAAAUUGCUGUGGUCCRUUUUUACGUCCUUCUAUGCAAUGGACAAGAAAAUACAGACGUUGACUAACAUAUUUGCCCCAUUUGAUGAUGAACUAAUUUAGACCAGCCAAAAUAAUUGUUCCCCAGGGACACAGGAAUUCAACCUCAGUUCAGAAAAUCCCUGACAUCUGACGUAGGAGGAUUUAUAGGUUUAGUGGAAAUUGCUUUCUCCUGCUUGCCAGAUUACAUACUGCCGGUUAAUUUUUUUUUUUUUUUGCAUGAGUAAACAUCCUUCCAAUAAUGAACAGACCAAUAAUGUCUUAAGAGAGAAAAGAACAUCCGUUUCCUUUUUGUGGUUUCUUGAGAGACGUGUUUGGAUUUUGAAACCCAUGUUGGCUGUCCAGAAUAUGAAAUUUGGUAUCUUCCUUUUGUGGUGGGGAUGGGUUUUGGCCACUGAAAGCAGAGUGCACUGGCCAGGAAGAGAAGUGCACGAGAUGUCUAAGAAAGGCAGCCCAAUUCUGAAACGCAGCCCUGACAUCACCAAAUCACCUCUGACAAAGUCGGAGCAGCUGCUGAGGAUAAAUGACCACGAUUUCAGCAUGAGACCUGGCUUUGGAGGCCCAGCCAUUCCUGUUGGCGUGGAUGUGCAGGUGGAGAGCUUGGACAGUAUCUCAGAGGUCGACAUGGACUUUACAAUGACCCUCUACCUGAGGCACUACUGGAAGGAUGAGAGGCUGUCUUUUCCGAGCACCAAUAACCUCAGCAUGACAUUUGACGGCCGGCUGGUGAAGAAGAUCUGGGUCCCGGAUAUGUUUUUCGUGCACUCCAAGCGCUCCUUCAUCCACGAUACCACCACAGACAACGUCAUGCUUCGGGUCCAGCCGGAUGGCAAGGUGCUCUACAGCCUCAGGGUUACAGUGACUGCAAUGUGCAACAUGGACUUCAGCCGAUUUCCCCUGGACACACAAACGUGCUCGCUUGAAAUUGAAAGCUAUGCCUAUACAGAAGAUGACCUCAUGCUCUACUGGAAAAAGGGCAAUGACUCCUUAAAGACAGAUGAGCGGAUCUCACUCUCCCAGUUCCUCAUUCAAGAAUUCCACACCACCACUAAACUAGCCUUCUACAGCAGCACAGGCUGGUACAAUCGUCUAUACAUUAAUUUCACUUUGCGUCGUCACAUCUUCUUCUUCCUGCUCCAAACCUAUUUCCCUGCCACCCUGAUGGUCAUGCUGUCCUGGGUGUCCUUCUGGAUUGACCGUAGAGCGGUGCCUGCCAGAGUCCCCUUAGGCAUCACAACGGUGCUGACCAUGUCCACCAUCAUCACGGGCGUGAACGCCUCCAUGCCCCGCGUGUCCUACAUCAAGGCGGUGGACAUCUACCUCUGGGUCAGCUUUGUGUUCGUGUUCCUCUCGGUGCUGGAGUAUGCAGCGGUCAACUACCUGACCACGGUGCAGGAGCGGAAGGAACGGAAAUUGAAGCUGCGAGAGAAGCUCCCCUGCGCCUGUGGGUUACCGCAGUCGCGGGCUGUGAUGUUGGAUGGCAGCUACAGUGAUGGCGAAGUGAACGACCUGGGCAACUACAUGCCAGAGAAUGGAGAGAAGCCCGACAGGAUGAUGGUGCAGCUGACCCUGGCCUCAGAGAGGAGCUCUCCCCAGAGGAAAAGUCCAAGAAGCAGCUACGUGAGCAUGAAGAUCAACACCCAUGCUAUUGAUAAAUAUUCCAGGAUCAUUUUUCCAGCAGCAUAUAUUUUAUUCAAUUUAAUAUACUGGUCUAUUUUCUCAUAGAUGCCUGUAAUUCUAUAAAUUUCACAUUUUUUUUCAUGGUAUGUACUACAGAAAUACCUGUAUGAUGAAAAAAGAUUUAAAAUUUUUUUUUUUUUAAUUCCCAGUACCAUCUUCACUAUCCCUUCUCCAGCUUUCCAAAAUUUCAUUGGCAAGAUAGUUUUUGCAUUUAUUAAGCAUCUAUUGUAUACAAAGCAUCAUAUUAGGUGCUACAGCAACUGAUGUUAUUUGUUACCCUGGUCUCCCUGAAAAGCACAGUACCAGUGUGGUGGACACUGUAGUUUUAGAUCCCAGAUGCUUGUUCACCUGAAUGCUUUCCUUGGAAUGAAUGUCAUUAUAUUCUUUGGGCUAGUUGGAAUUGGAAAACACUUACAGUUCACUUGCAUGGAACCCACAUGCACCUAAAU